Molecule: messenger RNA, 1906 nt
Organism: Vicia villosa (hairy vetch)
Lineage: Eukaryota; Viridiplantae; Streptophyta; Magnoliopsida; Fabales; Fabaceae
Exons: 10
Coding region: 48-1187 (379 amino acids)
Molecular function (GO): nuclease activity
Source: RefSeq, a predicted model, not a curated record
AGCAGACAACGUGGUAUCUUUCUCAUUCGCGGCACUUUUCUGAUAACAUGAGGAUGGUCACCACAAAUGAUCCGAUACUAGCCGCACUUUUUCCAAACCGUCCGGCAAUCGGAGCAAAUAAACUUCAUAAUCACAAUCAAAAUCUCAUACACGCAAAAUCAACAGUGCGGAGCCGUGGUUGUACUGCCCGUGCAAGCAGUCCCAAAUUUCCGAUUUCUAGCAACAUCAUGGACUCCACGGGACAAAUAUGGAUAACGUGUUUUUAUUUCUCGUGGAAAUGGUUUUCUAGACUUGUUUCUUGUUACUUGUUAUUAUCUCUUAAUCUGGUUGGUGUGGCUUCCGAAUAUCCAGCUCCCUCUACUUAUGCGUGUGAGAGCAUUACCAAUUACUAUUCCCCUGUAAAGCAUUUGAGAUUAAAAGGUGAGGCACUCAAGAGAAAAUUGAAUAGUAUCAUUGCUCCACAUCAUUCAUUGUCCUACCAAGAGGUGUGGGAUGCUCUCAAAAUUCUUGAUGCUGCUGAUGUUGAUAAUCCAGAAGUUUCAUUGGGAAUAGUUGAAAUAUACUCUCUGAGAGUUGUUCCGAAAGGGUUAUCUGGAAAACCACAAGGAUGGAAUAGGGAGCAUCUUUGGCCUCGUUCUUAUGGGCUGACAACUGUUCCAUCUUUGACUGAUUUACAAAACAUUCGCCCUGCUGACGUUAAUGUGAAUUCAUCAAGGGGAAACAAAUACUAUGGGGAAUGCAUAACUAGCUCGCCCAAAUGUUUGAGGCCAGCCAACAAAGAAGCUGCUUCGGACACUGAAGCAGACAAGAGAACAUGGGCACCACCUAAGCAGGUUAGGGGAGAUAUUGCAAGAGCAUUAAUGUACAUGGCAGUCUGUUAUGGGCUUCAACAACCAGGAGGAAGUCCUGCUCUUCGCCUUUCAGACACUCCAAAUGUUGAAAACAGAGAGAUGGGACUGCUUUCCACGUUAUUAGAAUGGAAUGAAGUUGAUCCACCUUCAAGGGAAGAGAAACUGAGAAAUGAAAGGAUAUGCAAAUUUUAUCAACAUAACCGGAAUCCUUUUGUUGAUCAUCCGGAGUAUGCCAAACUUAUAUGGAAGAGUGUCAUUUCAAGGCGUACUCCUCAUGAUAAUAGUGAUGAUAAAGGAAAAGAAUUAGGACGAGUGCCUCAAAUACCUCACUUGUAAUAGUUCUAAAGUGCGGUUGAUGAUGAUAGCCUUAUAAAUUUUUGAACUGGUCAUUAGCUUUCUCAGCCUGCGGAGGGAGGCCUUGAGGAAAACGUUUAGUAUCAGUGCAAUAGUUGUAAAUCAUAUAGUUCUUUUGCACCCAUUGAAUCCUAGCAUGCCCUGUUGAAUCCAAAGAUUGUUUCAUCCAUGAUUGAUUACUUGAAGAUGGAGUUUUGGAUGAGCAAGACGAACCCGAAGAAGAAGUCCAAACACAAGCUUGGAUGUUGAAGUUUCCAUAUGAAGCAGUGAAUGGAGAUUGGGUCCAAUCUGUUUUCACAAGGCCUCCCCUUGUGGCCCAAUUGUCAGCAUCCCAAAGACUUGAAUAUAUACUCAUUACUUGGCUUUUUGGAAAAGGAAUACCCUUUGAUUCAAAAUUCUUGAAUUCUCUUAGAGGAGUUCCAUCCACAGAAAAUCUGAUACAUGAUAUGACAUAAAAAAUGUGUUAAAAUAUGAAAAUAACUACGAUAUCAUUUCAUAUAUAUAGGAAAAGUAAGGCUGUGUGUUUGUACAUGAUGCUUUGAGGAUUCCAAAGAAUGGAAUAAGUGUGAAAGUCCUUGGUGGGAUCAAACCACAAAUAAAAUUGUUGUUCUUUGUUCCCUUUCCCUUGUGUGUAAAUGUUCGUAUGAACAAUAUAAGGAUCACCACUUAGGUUACCAAGAAAUUCAAAAUCUAUUUCAUCA